AUGGCCUAUCCCCCUCAGUCUCCGGUUGCCCACCAGCACAGUCUCGCCAUCCACCAGCCCCCGGACACAGAGUUUUCUCCCCAGCAGAACAUCCCGGUCCAGAUCAACCGAGGCUACUUUCACCAAGAGACGCUGGACAAGCUGCACUCGCAUCCAUAUGCCCAUCGUGCCAUCAUGUCGGUCCCAUCCCAGGCUCCCGGGCCCUCUCAGCCAGCUCAGGCAGGCUCUCCUGCGCUCGACCAAUCCGUCAACAGCUAUUCGUUCAAACCGACCGUCCCUGGCCCACUCUCUGGGCCGGUACUUGCACCAGAGCUUCAGCAAAGCCUGGCAAACUCCAGGAGCCCAGCAUCCAGUCUCCCAAGUAUGCUACCCGCUGUUCCCUCGACCUCGGGGCCCGCAUCGUCUCGUCAGUCCGACUCGACUGGAUCAUUAUCUCCGAUGACCAAUCAAGAUCAUUCCCUGCCGGCCCCCGUGUUUUCCUCAACCUCCCCCGUCACAAACAGGACCGAUGUUCUUCUAGGAGACCCUGCGGCGAGGAACAGGAAAUACGUGGUCGAACGAGACAUCCAGUGUAUCAAGUGUUCGUCAGUCAUCGGCCGGUUAUUACUUAGGGGAACACAAGAGGAAUUUGAGCACCAGUACAGUCUGUACUUUCAAUGUCCUCGCUGCCACAAUACACCCGUCCUUCCAGUCGUCAGCCGCAAACGUACCCGGACAACUGAAGAUACCUCCUUGCCGACCAUAUGCGACGUCUGCCACCGUACGCGUGGCAUCGGUGGCGUUGUCAUGAAGGAUCGCGAAAUUAGCGUCCCAUAUGCGAUCGAGGUAAGUCUAGCGAUCGGUUCUUACACGUAUUCCCGAUGCAGCGAUUGUGGUGGCGGGUUCCUGGGGAACCGUAAAACUUGCCGGCUUUCUCACGCCAGGCUCGGCCACGGAGAAUUGGAGAUUGGUGUAUGGAGAGCCCCACAGGAGCUUAAAGGUCAGAAGGACCUCCAGUCGGUGAUUGCUUCGUGCAAAAAACUUUGGCAAGAACGCGUAUUGGCGAAGCUAGCAACCCCCGAAGUGCUUGAAGGCGAUCAAGAACAACCGCUACGUACUUACGAAGAUAUCGACACGGUUCUUGCGCGCGGGUGGCCGGCACACGAGAGCUUACUUUUAGAAUUCCCGCCGGAUGUGGGGUUGCAUAAGCGUUACAUUUGUUUGCUUUGGACAAAGAGCAAGGGUCGUAGAAAUCGCAAGCCAAAUCCCAAUCCCGAGCCAGUCAACGCGGACGAUCCGGAUCAGUUGGCAGAAGGAUUAAGGAGAACACGCGAUUUUGCGCCUGAAGGAUGCACGUUGGUCGCCAUCUUUGUAUGCGAUUGGAACAUGGUGAAUGGCACGGUGUUAGUUUCGACUUCAGUGCCAUUCGAGUCACAAGAUGCCGAGGAUCGAGGAGCUGUGUCCAUGGGUGAAGUACUUGGCCAGAUCCUCCGGGAUCGAGCGGAACACAACGUAAAGAACCCGGAUAAUCCUGUCCCCGCGCCUCUGCAUCUUUGGGUUGGGAUAAAAGCUGUCUCUCCGCUCCAUGGGGCCAGAUUCAUCGACAGCAUGAAUAGGCGCGGGUUCCUUUUGCUCAGCGAAUACAUUGCAAGGCACCCGGAUGUAAAUGCUGAUAUAUUUAGUGAACCACCGUUUGGACAUUUGUGGCUGGACGAUCCAUGGGCCAGUACAGACAAGAACGAUACCCGUCCAGUAGAGAUCUUGGUACGCUGGCUCGGAAAGGACCUCGACGAAACCCAACUGGAAAAGCUCAAGGGAGUUGAGUACGGAAAACGAGCGCGGGAGACUGGCCGCGCGAAAAAGCGUCGAUAG
Molecule: messenger RNA, 1851 nt
Organism: Rhizoctonia solani
Lineage: Eukaryota; Fungi; Basidiomycota; Agaricomycetes; Cantharellales; Ceratobasidiaceae
Exons: 11
Coding region: 1-1851 (616 amino acids)
Source: RefSeq, a predicted model, not a curated record